AUGUCUGGCCGAUAUUGCCGGCAUUGCCUGUCUCGUAUCGCGGAUCCGACGGCCGCCAGCCAUUCUGACGAUCCGAAGAAAACUGCGCCGUCAGAACUGCCGGCGAAGUUCAAACAGUACUCAUCCACCGCAGACGGCGAUGCGAUUCCGUACGCCGUGAUCCGCGCCGCAUGGUCCGCUUUACGCGAACGCCACAUAUUAGAUCUCAGCGACCGCAGCGACCCUAGCGAAGCGAGUGGGUGUCACGUGCUGCUGCCUGCUCCACCCGAGCCUCCAAAGAAGAGUGCGGAGCUUGAAGCUCGUCUGGCGGAGUUAAGGGAAGCGGAGGAGCAGAGGCGGUAUAGAGAGCUCGUGCGAGAUGUGGUUCCCAAGGGAGCAAAAGGGAGAAGGGCGACUGGUGCUGGUGGUGGUGUUGAUGAUGAGGAGGAUUAUGGGGGCCAAGGGGGGAGCUCAUACCUGGCAUCAUACAGUGAGCAGCUGGGGUUCGGCAUGCAUGUGGUUGGUGUGAUGUUCACCUGUUACCUCUUGGGUCACUAUGCUGCUUCUGCUCUAAUCAGGGACCAACCUGCCCUACACCCGGUGGGCGGUGCAGUGGGUUUGAUAUUCGGCAUGCUACUGGAAACCACACUCUUCAUCAUUCGUACAACUCAGCUGGAGAAGCAAGCAAAGCAACGCAGCAAAAAGGCUGCCAAGAAGCAGGGAGUGUCGGUACCAACGCUGUCUGCAAGGCUGGCUGCCAACCAAGGAACUGAGACGGCAGGAAGGAGUACUGGUGGUGUUUCUGUGGGUUCUGAGGAGUUUGAUGCGGUGCGGCAAGGGUUUAUUGAAUUGGCGGGGAGACGGACGAAAGGUGCUGAAGUGUCAGGUUCUUCAGGGGGUUCUAUAAUGAGGCGGCGAAACGUGAGGCAAUCUGGUGAUGAUUAG
Messenger RNA from Closterium sp. Yama58-4, 924 nucleotides. Lineage: Eukaryota; Viridiplantae; Streptophyta; Zygnematophyceae; Desmidiales; Closteriaceae. The record is from the annotation of a GenBank genome assembly.